Galdieria sulphuraria is the source of this 1406-nucleotide messenger RNA. Its product is annotated as light-harvesting complex protein. Gene Ontology annotation, cellular component: membrane. The transcript has 6 exons. Bases 131 to 1024 code for a protein of 297 amino acids. The record is from RefSeq and is a predicted model, not a curated record. Gene Ontology annotation, biological process: response to light stimulus; photosynthesis, light harvesting in photosystem I. NCBI's taxonomy places the organism in Eukaryota, Rhodophyta, Bangiophyceae, Galdieriales, Galdieriaceae.
GUUCUACUGAAAUUUUACUGAGGAAUUGGCAUUGCGUGUGCUCACCAUUCAUCUCCCAAUUGAGUACAAUCUCCAUUGAAUCUUAGAAGAUUGGCAAACCUAUAACCUGACCACUUUUUAUUUUUCAAAUAUGGCAUUUCUUAGCAUAACUUUCAUUAAAGGUAGCUUGAGUUCAGGAACUUCUCUUUUAAACCGUCAACAUCGUAACUACACGAACCCAUGUAUAUCUAAAGUUUCGUGGAGUAUGACUGCCUCAAACGGAAGCGAAUCAGCCAGUCGAAAAUCCAGUGCAUCGGACAAACAACCCUCAAAAAGCGAAUCUUCGCAUAAAGAGAGUCGACAAGAGAUUUCUAAAGCUCAAGAAGUCAAAGCAGAAUCCGCUAAAACCACAACUUCGGAUUCAGGAAAGGCUGUAACUCAGAAACCUCCUGUUGAUAAGGGAGUCGCGAAGGAGCCAGUAGAACAGAAAAAGACUGUUUCCAAUAAACCAAAAUGGUCCAAAGCUCUACCUUUUAUGUUAUGGCCACAGAAUUUAGACGGUACUAUGGCGGGUGACGUUGGCUUUGAUCCUUUUGGUUUCACAAAUGUAUUUGAUGUCAAAUGGAUGCGUGAGGCAGAGUUGAAACAUUGCCGUAUCGCCAUGUUAGCAGCUCUUGGAUUUAUUGUACAAGAGUUGUGGACAUUUCCUUAUCCAUAUUUCUCCAAAGUUCCCCCUGUUUUGGCACAUGAUGUCUAUGUCAAAACCGGUGGCAUGUCACAAAUUCUAUUAUUUGUGAUAUUUUUCGAAGUUAUUAGUUUGUUUGCAGUUUCUCAAAUGAUGGAAGGAAAGAGAGAACCUGGCGUAUUUCAUUUUGAUCCAUUGGGCUUGGCCAAGGAUCCGGAUACUUUUCGUAAGUAUGAAUGGUCGGAACUUAGAAAUGGUAGAUUGGCUAUGAUAGCUGUGGGUGGUUUCAUACAUCAAUAUUGGGUAACGAAACAAGGUAUUUUCGAGCAACUGGCCAACUUUCGUCCAUUAUCUCCAUGAAACCAAUAUUCUCCUAUAAUAAUGUUGUUUUUCCCGUGGCUGCUAAUAAAAGUAGUUUUUAUAGAAAGAACAAUUCAUCUUCAAUGUUGAGUUCAAAUCUCAAUCCAAAGAAAAAUGCUUAAAGCCAAAUUGGGAUCGAUCCAAUGAAGGAAAAAUGUUGUCCAUAUUGCUUUUCCAUCAAAGACUCUCUCUUCUCUCCUUAGAUUUCCAUUAACGCCUCUCUUCUUGGUGUUAUCAACAACAAGUUGCAAUAGGCAAGUAUCUAUUAUUUUUUUCUUGUUUGCUAAAAUUUCACAGAAACAGGGUCUUUUCAUAGGGUAUGAAGCAUCUAUCGACCAUCUUUGGAAUAUUGUUCUGUAUCUGCACCUUGUUCGACACCAGU